AUAAAAUUAAGUUUGAACCACUGCAGUCUGGUCGACUUUUUUUUAACAAUGUCUAGUACCUUUCUGGACCUUGAAAGUGGUGGUAAAAUUGCUGUCUAUGGACGAGUCAUAUACCUCUCGGAUUUCAUAAAAAAUAUCUUAAUUUUGUGUUCCAAAGACAUUUUUGGGUGAACUAACCAUUUAAUUUUGCUACUCUGCAAUGAGGCAUUUAAAGUAAGACUAUUUACAGUCAGCUUUAGAUAUAGACCUUUGCUAUUUAAUCCAUGAAAUAUGAAUAUAUAAAAUUAUCAUAAUAACAAAGCAGCAGAAACUGCAUGAGUCCUUCAUUUUCCCUCUCUCUUCCUCACACAGAGCGCGCCUGAUGCUUUAUUUCAGACGCUUUAUGACUCAUCAGCCAAUCAAAUUCACGCAUGCUCUAUCUAUUUACUAAAAUCCCGUACUCUAAGCCAAUCAAAUAAGAGUAGGCGUGUCCGGAUGAGUCGCGCCGGGGUAGAAACAGUAUUGAGCAUCAGCAGACGGUUUACUUGAGAAUGGCGGCUGCUGCUUGCAGUCCGCAGAGUGCACUGAACCCAUGCACUGGCAAACUGCACAGAGAACAUCUGCGGAAAAGUAAAGAUUCGCGGAGGAGACAAGCUGCGCUUUUAUUUCUCACUAAUAUAUCCCUAGACGGACGGCCUGUGCGGAACAAUGCCAGCGCAGCGGGCCCCAGUGAUGCCGAGUUUCAGUGCGCUGACAUCGGCGCGACUGCGAAUGAACUGUCCGCUGCGGCAAGUACCGAUGGGACCUUCUCCAGCCUCUCUGUCCCCAGACUCGGUUUGCUCAGUGUCCCGCCCAUCCUGGUUCUGCCGUCGGAUUCUGGGUUCAGUAACGUCGGGAGCACCGAGAUGUUCCUGGAGAGGGAGAGAGGCUCGUUCUGCUCGCAGAGUAAUCUCCUGUCCCCGUGCAGUCUACAGCCAACUCCGCUCGGAGCGCGGAAGUCUCCGACGCUGCUGUCCGUGCAGAGCUGCGGCUCCUCGCUGGACUCUCGACCGCGGAGUCGCAACGCAUCUGGUUCUCCUCGUCCACGCUCCAUGAAGAAAAACCACUUUAUUAAGAACAUGAGGCAGUAUGACACAAGGGGCAGCAGGAUUGUGCUUAUCUGUGCCAAAAGGUCUUUGUGUGCUGCCUUCUCUGUGCUGCCGUAUGGAGAGAGCUUCCACAUCAGUGACCCUCUUCUGGACGCUCAGCGGCGGAGGCACUCAUCCGGAGGAAUAUCCACCACCCUGGAGAUGCUUCCCGGGCUGGAGGGGGUGGAGCUGGGCAUGUACGGCAGGACGGUGUCAUACGCUCAGUUCCUGUACCCCACUAACGCUCUGGACCGCCACAAGCCCUCAGUGGAUCUCACUCUACCCCUGCCCUAUUCCAGAAACAGCAUCCCACGCAGUUUUCCUCCCUCUCGCCUCAACAGCACUGUCGGUCUGGAUCUGGGCCUUGAAGACACUGAAUAUGACCCUAAUAUGCUCAGUGACCCCCAGUGGCCAUGUGGAAAACACAAAAGAGUGCUCAUCUUUGCCUCAUACAUGACGACAGUAAUAGAGUACGUCAAACCGUCAGAUCUGAAGAAGGACAUGAAUGAGACUUUUAAAGAAAAAUUCCCCCACAUCAAACUCACACUGAGCAAAAUCAAAAGUCUGAAGAGAGAAAUCCGUUCAGUGGGGGAGGAGUCUUCCUUGCAGCCAGUCACCAUAGCCAUGGCAUUUGUGUACUUUGAGAAGCUGGUCCUACAGGGACGUCUCAACAAGCAGAACAGGAAGUUGGUGGCGGCUGCGUGUCUCCUACUCGCUGCCAAGAUCAGCAGCGACCUGAAGAAACAAGAGGUCAAACAACUGAUUGACAAAUUGGAGGAAAGGUUCCGGAUUAGCCGUCGGGAGCUGAUUGCUUUUGAAUUCACCAUCUUGGUAGCGCUGGAAAUGGCACUUUACCUUCCGGAGAGCAAAGUCAUGCCCCACUACCGUAGACUGGUGCAGAAGACCUAACGUGUGUAGAGCAGAGGGAUCUGGGCAGUCAUGGACAUGCAAAUGAGAUGCGUAAAGCAGCCCAAAGUGUGCGACUCUGCGUUCCCGUCGUUGCAGUUUCAGGUAUCAGAGUGAAUACACAUCAACACGAAGCUCUAAGGAAGAACUGACAUCCCAAAUGAUGCUAUUUAUAGCAAUCGGGCCAGCGGCAUUUGUUUUCAUGGCUGUCUGUUUUUGUGACCACCAUAGGAAUACUGCUGAGGAAAACAGUAAGGAUCUUCUUUUAUUGAAAACAGAGGGUUUUUAACUCUCAACCGACAAGGGAAGAGUUUAACUCCUACUUCACUUGUGUGAAAUGUACAAGUGUGCAUGCAUGUUUUUAACAUUCCAUAUGUAUUUACCAAAAAUAACUUUUAUUUAAUGUAGACUUCUCCUUUUGUACAGAACCACCUACCAUUCACUGUAACACUAAAGCACUUUUUUAAACUAUACAUUUUUUUAAUGUAAACCUUAUGCAAUAAUAAUAAGAAUAUAAUAAUUAGCACAGAUUACAUAAUAUAUAUGCACUUACUUUAGUAGCGUACUCAGAAAGCGUUAUUGAGUGACUAAAUCUACCUUUGUAUUCAAACCUAAUAUGUUCAUUGUGUUUGGGGCUCCAUUUUACUGUGCAGAGUGCUCUAUAUUAGAGCUGAUUUCAAGAAAAGCACAUUUUCAGUGCAGGUGUGUUGUUCUCACUUUUAUUAAUUUAAAAAAAUCCACUUUUUUAAAUUCCACAGAAGAAAGAAAUGAUGAUCUACAUGAGUUUUAUUUUUCUGUGAAUUAUUCUUUUAAAGGGUUAGUUCACCCAAAAAUGAAAAUUCUGUCAUUAAUUACUCACCCUCGUGUCGUUCCACACCCGUAAGACCUUCAUUCAUCUUCAGAACACAAAUGAAAAUAAAAAUACUUUUUGUGCACCAAAAAAACAAAAUAACGACUUUAUGACAAUAUCUAGUGAUGGUGAUUUCAAAACACUGCUUCAUGAAGCUUUACAAAUCUUUUGUAUCGAAUCAGGGAUUCGGAGCAUCAAAGUCACGUGAUUUCAGUAAACGAGGUUUCGUUACCUGAUAAGUGUUUCGAAAAUUUCAAUGUUUCACCACUGGGGGGCAUGACUUUGGCAGUUUGAUAUGCGCUCAGAACCACUGAAUCAAAACAAAAGAUACGUAAAGCUUCAAAGCUUCAAGAAGCAGUGUUUUGAAAUCGCCCAUCACUAGAUAUUGUUGAAAAGUCGUUUUGUUUUUUUGGCUCACAAAAAGUAUUCUCAUCGCUUCAUAACAUUAAGGUUGAACCACUGUAGUCACAUGAACUGUUUUAAAUACGUCUUUAGUAGCUUUCUGGGCACCUGAAAGUGUUAAUUAUAUUGAUGUCAAUGCAGGCCUCACGGAUUUUACCAUCGGAUUUUAUCAAAAAUAUCUUAAUUUGUGUUCUGAAGAUUAACGAAGGUCUUACCAGUGUGGAACGACAUGAGGGUGAGUAAUAAAUGACAGAAUUUUCAUUUUUGGGUGAACUAACCCUUCAAGACUUCAUGGUAUUUAUAUAUAUAUAUAUAUAUAUAUAUAUAUAUUUUUUUUUUUUUUUUUUUUUUUUUUUUUUUUUCAGCAAGGAUGCAAUAAAUUGAUCAAAAGUUACAGUAAGGACAUUCAUAAUUAUAAGAAUAAUAAUAAUAAGAAAUGUUUCUUGAGCAUCAAAUUAGAAUGAUUUCUGAAGGAUCAUGUGACACUAUAGACACUAUAGAGUAAAAAAUUCAGCUUUGCCAUCACAGGAAUAAAUUAUAUUUUAAAAUAUAUUCAAACAGAGAACAGUUAUUUGAAAUUGUAAUAAUAUUUCAUAAUAUUAUUCUUGUUAUUGUAUUUUUAAUCAAUUAAAUGCAGCCAGGGUGAGCAUAUAUACAUUCUAAAUGCACUGUUUAUUGAUUAACUGCCAUAAAAUAUUGUGUUCAGUCUCAAUAUUUCAUUGACAUAUUUCAUUGUCAAUAUUUCAGUAUUAACAUUGCAGUAUACUGUAUCAUACUAGGCAUUGUGUCGAACAAGUUUUCAUUUCUUCCAGCAACCACAAUCUAUGCAAUAUUUUUAGAUUCUUUUUGUAUCAUUUACUCACAAAGCAUCCCAUUCCAAAUUCAAAUCAUACAUUUCUCACCCAUCUGAUUAAUAUUUCAGUGCAGACUGUGACGCUGUGUGAAAAGGUUGUGUGUUGUGCGUUAGUAGCCAAUUUGCUGCUUUGUCCUUUAUAGACUGAUGUAUUUUACAUACUGUAGUCUCAAUCAAUACAUCCUUGUAUUUACUUACAUGAUGUGCUGGUAAUGUUGUCUACAAAUGUCUAUCUAUAUUUUCUUAUGUAUAUGUAUUUUUGAAAUAAGACAUUAUUUUCCAGAAAUGUUUUUUUUUUUUCUCCUCAUUAUCCAGAUAUUGUGCUAAGCCCGACAUUUGCACUGUGAAGCAGCGCGUAUGCUAUGGCGCCAUCUAGAGGAAGCGAUUUACAAUCACAUGUCAAUAGAAAAGUUGUUAGGAAGUGGAUUUUGCUACAUAACAAGCAUCCCGCUCAUUUACUCAGGAGAUACGUAAAUCACACAUACAGUAGUUUGGACAGUUUUCCAGGUUUUGUUACUUUGUUAGCAUGUGUGCUACAUUUUGUGACAAAGAGCCCCAGAACAAACUAAGAUAGCAGGUUUCAUGGAUAUGGAAUCUAAAAAAUCACUUUUACACACAUUCAUUUAAAGUGCCUAGGAAUUUCUGUAAUGAAUAAUUUGGUAAAGAGAGGAAAUGGAAGUAAAAGCAAUUUUAUUUAGUUUAUUUACACUUUGAUAUAUUUAUAGUCUCCGAUGUUGCCCUCCAAAGGCAAAACCUACAGUGGCUGAGAGCGCUCAAUGCACUGCAACUGAAGAAAACACACGCAAAAAGAAAAAACUCCAGCAAAUUAAGAAAACAUCUUCAUCAGUUUGACAACACAUGUGCUGCAAUACUCAACACAACCAAAUACAGAAACACGCUGCAAAUACUCAAAACACAACCAACUAAUUUGCUGGAGUUUUUUUCUAUUUUUAUGUGUUUUCUUCAGUUGCAGCGCGUUAAGCUCUCUUGGCCACCGUACAAAAUAGUAAUUACACCAGUUGAAUUUUUUUGUUGUGAUUUUGAUAUCAAUAUUAACACUUAAUUUUAUUUGAAUCUGAGUAUAGUUGAGCCAAACCCAUCUGUCACUACACAGAUCAUAUUCUAAGAGACUCAGUUUUGACAAAAUAUUACUGUGUUUUAUUUUUGCAUGCCAUCAUCAGGAUAUUUAAUCUGCUCAUCACGAUAAUAUUCCAGCUCAGUGGACCGUUUCAACUGUAGCCAAACAAUAACUCGUUCAGUGUUUGAUAAGUGUUAUACUGUAUCUCCACUGGAUGUUUCAGUUGUGUUGUUCCCUACAGUACCACUGUGGUUGUUUAUUUCAAAGGUCAGAAGUGAAGGAGAAUGAAUCCUCAUGAGAGAAAAAAACAGAUAGCAUAAAAUGCAGAACAGAAGUCGAACAGAUUUAGCUAAUCUUCCAUUUAUGAAUUAUGAUAGGAAGGUUGGGAAGGACGCCAGCAGCAGAUAAGAGAUACGGCUGUAUUGUAGUGCUGCUGAAAUCAUGUGAGCAUUUUUCCUCUGCUGAGGUAGAGAUGUAACUUCUCUCUCACUGAUGUCUUGUAAACUAGCACCUUGAGUACAGCCGUCUUUUCAUGUGCUUCUUUGCGAUGCUUUCUGUUUUUUUCUCUCUCUCUCUGAUCGUACCUGUUUUUUCUAUAUGUAUUUACAGGUGACAUUGUGUAUGAAGAAUUUUAUUUGUCUGUUAAUUGUCAUAAUUGUUGAGUUGUCCUGCACUUUCAUAAAUAUAUUUUGUAAAAUCACUGAAAA
This is a messenger RNA of Ctenopharyngodon idella (grass carp), 5902 nucleotides long. It is a transcript of the gene cables2b, whose product is annotated as Cdk5 and Abl enzyme substrate 2b. Lineage: Eukaryota; Metazoa; Chordata; Actinopteri; Cypriniformes; Xenocyprididae. The record is from RefSeq and is a predicted model, not a curated record. The transcript is spliced from 9 exons. The coding region runs from base 531 to 2015 and encodes 494 amino acids. Gene Ontology annotation, biological process: regulation of cell cycle.